This is a messenger RNA of Telopea speciosissima, 1048 nucleotides long. RefSeq lists its product as uncharacterized. Lineage: Eukaryota; Viridiplantae; Streptophyta; Magnoliopsida; Proteales; Proteaceae. The record is from RefSeq and is a predicted model, not a curated record. Bases 211 to 849 code for a protein of 212 amino acids. The transcript is spliced from 5 exons.
AUAUCCUUUUUUUUCCUAUUAUUUUCCUGAAACCAUGUUUUCUGCUUACUUGGCAAACCCAUUAAAAUAUGAACCGUGAAGAUCUAUUAGUUUAAGCUUACAGAAACUGUGCAGCAUUGCAGCUAACCCCAGUCGUCCAAGCUUGAAAGCUCAGCUGCUUCGCGAAAAAGAGCCAAAUCAAGCACCGAGGCGACAACAGAAGUUACUGAGAUGGGUUCAAGAAGGAAAAAGUCGGCGAACUCAAUUACUGUCUUGAGGUGGUCUCAACGCAUUCAUAAUGCGGUUUCUAGUACCCAGGUCAAGGAUAUUGAGCCUGUGAUUGAAACCAUUGAUUUACGUGGCGGUGACGAAGAGGAACACCAAGAUAAAGAACAGCACCACUUUUCUGAGGAGAAAAAGAGGCAGGAGGAAUACUUGGGUAUUCGUAACUUGGAAGGAAAAAUUGAUUAUCUGACUCUGCUUUUAGAAGCUCAAGAAAAAAUUCAUGAACCAAAAGCCAUGGGAGCCCAGAAUCUAUGUUUUGCUGAUAUCAAAUCACAGAUGAAAAAGGACAAGUACAAGCUGAUGUACAUAGACUCCCAGAAAAAGGUUGAAAGCAUGCGAGAGGAGAAUCGUCAACUAGCUGUGAAGUUGGAAAAUGCUCUUGGCAAGAUUGAAGCAUAUGAAAAAGGACACUCUAUUUUCUCUGAAACAAUUGAGAAGCUAAAGGAUGCAAUGUUGGUAUCUACUCUUACAAAAACAACUGAAAUGAUGUUUGGUAUUUCUUCUCCUCGGGCAAACAAUGGUGAUUGUGCUGCUCCAACUGUAGCUGAAGCCAAAGUUCCAGUAGCUAAAAGAAGGAAGAUGUAAAAUCCAGUGGAACUGACUGUCACUAAUUCCAUGCAACUGGCUGUCCACUUUCAGUGUUGAAAAGUUGUUUUUAAUUUGUAUUUGGCAUGAACUUAGUUUGGUGUGUGUUUGUACAGCUGUGGUAAUCUUAGACUCCUAACACUCAGAACUGCCAGUCAGAAUCUUUAUCUUUAUGCUUACACAUAUCAGUUUGGAUGCC